GACGUAUCAGAUGUUAUGACGUAAAUAUUCUGCGACUCAGAUGAUGCGAGGAUUUUAAGAAUGGGCACCCAAGUAAAAGAUGUCGUUAUCAAGGACGAUGCCCCAAGUACACUCCUCUUGGAUAAACAUGCAGACUACAUUGCUGCCUAUGGCGCCAAAAAGGACGACUAUGAGUACACCCUGUCAGAGUACCUGAGGAUGAGUGGGAUCUACUGGGGCCUGACAGUCAUGGACCUGAUGGAUCAGCUCUCCAGGAUGAACCGUGAGGAGAUCACCGACUUCAUCAAGUCUUGUCAACAUGAGUGUGGAGGCCUCAGUGCCAGCAUCGGGCACGACCCUCACCUGCUCUACACCCUCAGUGCUGUGCAGAUCUUGUCCCUGUAUGAUGAUGUUAAUGUGAUUGACGUGGACAAGGUGGUAGACUAUAUCAGGGGACUGCAGCAAGAGGAUGGGUCUUUCGCAGGCGACAAAUGGGGUGAAAUAGACACACGGUUUUCCUUUUGUGCGGUUGCGACGCUUGCAUUACUGGGCAAGUUGGAUGCCAUCAAUGUAGACAAAGCGGUGGAGUUUGUCCUGUCCUGUAUGAACUUCGACGGAGGGUUCGGCUGUAGGCCUGGCUCAGAGUCUCACGCCGGCCAGAUCUACUGCUGCACUGGCUUCCUGUCCCUCACGGGGCAGCUCCACCAGAUUAACGCUGACCUGCUGGGCUGGUGGCUCUGUGAGAGACAACUACCAUCCGGGGGCCUCAACGGUCGCCCUGAGAAGUUACCCGAUGUGUGCUACUCGUGGUGGGUGCUGGCCUCGCUGAAGAUCAUAGGCAGAAUCCACUGGAUCGACAAAUCCAAGCUGAGAUCCUUCAUUCUAGCCUGCCAAGAUGAUGAAACGGGCGGCUUUGCGGAUCGACCAGGAGAUAUGGUGGACCCCUUCCACACGCUGUUUGGGGUGGCGGGGCUUUCCCUCAUGGGCGAUGAGCAGAUCAAGCCUGUCAACCCCGUGCUGUGUAUGCCUGAGGACGUUCUCCAGAGGAUAGGCCUGCACCCGGACACCCUGACCUAGGCCCUCCUAGGCGCCGUCACGCUCACCCUCACCAUGCACUCCUCCACCACACCCCAGCACUGCACACAGGCCACUGAGGGAAGGCCAGGCAUGGCUGGAGGGCCAUGGAGAGGUCACCACGCUGAGAUAGGGAUGAGAUACUCUGAUGCUUGAGACCGCGACGGUACUUGCAGGCUUUCUCUCUGGACUGGUGCGGACGGAAAUGUACAAUAGAUCAGGUAAGGAUGGGAAAUAGAUGUUGGAAACACAAGACCAGAGCGAAAGCCUGCAGUGCUGUGGACCAGAAGGACCCAUAUGCUUUACAGUGGUUGGCAGGCGUCACUUCACUGAUACUGAAAGACAACCAAUAAAUUAGAUACCCUUCAUUUGUUGUUGAUAAAUUUGCUUAAAAGUGAAUUCGUAUGAAGCACCAAAUCUUAUCUUGUCCUUUGUUCGGUCACACCCACUUAUUCAUCUCUUGUCACCGUCAACUCACUACAGUGAACACCCAGCGGCCUGUACCAUGUAUGUUCUGAUCAUGUUUACACUAGCGCCUCUAUUCUUCAUCGAAAGCUGGACACAUGAUUGGUUCUCGAGGGUAGCAGAAGGAAACAUGCAAACUUAAUUUCCUGAUUGUUGUUUCAUUUUGGACAUAUAUCGACACAUAUUUGAAGGUGUGGUUUUGGGGGGAGUCGAUGAUAACAUCAUUUUUUUUUUUGGACUAACUUUCUCAUGUCACGUCUCUAAUAAUCAGGUACAAGAUUAUAUUCUUGAUCGCUGUCUGAUAGGAAUCGGCUGAUUUCUGAGAGAUUGUCUUUGUGAUUAAUGUAAUAUGCUCAAUAUUAAUGUUUUAUUGAAAUGACAUUGUCAGCUCUGUGCAUUGUUGUUGCCCGACUGUUACCCACCUGUUUUAUGUUUUGACACUUCUGCACGUUUCUGUUAGAUUUACUGGGAGCAGGGAGCUAUCAUAACAUUGUCCAUCAAAUACUCAUCAUAUAAAUACAGCAUAUUUAUUUGCAUGCAGUUUGGAUACCUAUUUAUGUACUACAGAACUACUACCAUCUUGUUAGGCAAUAAAUACAGAUAAUGUUUCCCGCAAA
Messenger RNA from Hypomesus transpacificus, 2135 nucleotides. It is a transcript of the gene rabggtb, whose product is annotated as Rab geranylgeranyltransferase subunit beta. The record is from RefSeq and is a predicted model, not a curated record. Gene Ontology annotation, molecular function: Rab geranylgeranyltransferase activity. Gene Ontology annotation, biological process: protein geranylgeranylation. Lineage: Eukaryota; Metazoa; Chordata; Actinopteri; Osmeriformes; Osmeridae. Gene Ontology annotation, cellular component: Rab-protein geranylgeranyltransferase complex. The transcript has 9 exons. The coding region runs from base 61 to 1056 and encodes 331 amino acids.